Molecule: messenger RNA, 924 nt
Organism: Peromyscus leucopus (white-footed mouse)
Lineage: Eukaryota; Metazoa; Chordata; Mammalia; Rodentia; Cricetidae
Product: prolactin-2A1-like
Exons: 5
Coding region: 74-754 (226 amino acids)
Biological process (GO): positive regulation of cell population proliferation; positive regulation of receptor signaling pathway via JAK-STAT; response to nutrient levels
Cellular component (GO): extracellular region
Molecular function (GO): hormone activity; prolactin receptor binding
Source: RefSeq, a predicted model, not a curated record
AUUAACUUUAGGUAUGAUUGUUGUGGAGAAGAUUUCUUAAGUUGGAGCCGUGCUGCUGUGGGACUCCUCAGAGAUGCAGCUGUCUUUAACUCAUCCAGGCUUUUGGUCGCUGCUUCUACUACUGAUGUCCAACCUGCUCCUGUGGGAGGAUGUGGCCUCAGUGCCCAUGUGUUUAAUGAGGAAUGGGCGCUGCUUUGCUCCUUUGGGAGAAAUGCUUGAUCGAGCAGUCAGUUUGUCUGAGCACAUAAGUAAACAAGCAUUUGAAAUGUUCACUGAAUUCGAUAGUCAGUAUGCCCAGAGCCACCAGCUCAUUAGCAAGAACCUCAAAAAAUGCCACACAUCUUCUCUUGAUCUUCCCAGGAAUAAAGCUCUGCAGACACAUCCAAUCGCCCUACUGAAAUUAGUGGAAAGCUUGUUGAGUGCCUGGAAAGUCCCCAUGUAUCAUCUAGUGAAAGAAAUGCCUUCCUUGAAAGACAUCCCUGCUACAGUCCUCGCCAAAGCCAGAGACAUUAAAGAAAAGAACAAUGGACUCCUGGAGGGGGUUAGGAGCAUUCUCAUCCAGAUUCAAAGUAAAGAGGAAAGAAAUGAGAACUAUCCUGUGUGGUCUGGACUGGCAGCCUUGAAAUCUGACAGUGAAGAUACUCGCCAGUUUGCAUUUUAUAACCUGAUCCGCUGUGCAGGCAGAAAUGCUCAAAAGGUUGAAUCUUCUCUCAAGAUUGUGAAGUGCAAAAUAUUAAAACAAAACAACUGUUAAGCCCUUUCCACCACACCUUUUCUGAGAUGCUACUGGAUGAUCUGUUGAUGUGAAACGUCCUUUAAGUUUUUCUCUUCUGAAUGCAUGCUUGUUGUGAUGGUUAUCUUCUUUUAAAAUAAAAACUGACUCCAUAUAUGCUACCCUCUGAAGGGCCAGCCAAAUGAUCAUAA